Messenger RNA from Gloeophyllum trabeum ATCC 11539, 2637 nucleotides. RefSeq lists its product as uncharacterized. The annotation marks the transcript as partial. Lineage: Eukaryota; Fungi; Basidiomycota; Agaricomycetes; Gloeophyllales; Gloeophyllaceae. Gene Ontology annotation, molecular function: protein binding. The transcript is spliced from 3 exons. The record is from RefSeq and is a predicted model, not a curated record.
CUCGGGCACUCCAUAUUACAGCGGUAUCGAGAGGAAGGCGACCUCACCUUGCUAACCGCCGCACACCGACACUUCCAACAGGUCAUUGCCGGCAGCCCGCUCGCGAUACCCUGGCCGACAUGGACGAUGUACUUGAACAACCUCGGGAACACGUUCCAGAUGAGCUACGAGCGUACCGGAUUCCUCAGCGACCUUAACGCCGCCCUCGAGUUCUACGACUUCAGCCUGAAGCACUCUCUGCCCGGAGAUCCCAACAUCGCGGCGUACCACGACAACCUCGGGGUUGCACGCCACUACCGCUUCGAGCGCCUCGGGGACCCGGGCGACCUAGAGAUUGCGUUCCUGCACAAGCAGCUGGCGGUGGUUAAAUCGCAGGCGAGCGAUCUCAUGCGACCGAGGUUCUUGCAGGACCUGGGGCACGCAUACAUGUCCAGGUACGCCGACAGCCACGCGGAGGCUGACUUGCAGGCCGCGAUGGACUAUUAUGAGCAAGCACUGAAGCUAACGCCCGAUACGCACAUCGACGUGAUCAUGAGACACAACAGUGUGGCGAACACCUACUGGAAACGCUAUAACAGGGACCACCGUCUUCAAGACAUCGAACUUGCCGCCAAGCACUGGGAGACGGCCCUGGACAAGACGCCUCCGUCGCAUCACCUGGCCCCUGCGAUGCGGGCCAAUCUCGCUAACGCCUACCAGGGUCUGUUCUCGCGUACUGGGGAGCUUGAGUACAUGGACAAGGCGAUCGCGUAUCAAAAGGACGCCAUCGAGGUGGUUUCUCAAGACCCCACAGAGCAGGAGCUUUACCUAUACUACGGCAACCUCUCUUAUUCGUAUUUCGCAAAGUACGAGAAAAUCGGAGAUCGAGAGGACCUGAACGAAGCGAUCGCUGCGCAGUAUCAAGCCAUUCAGCAUUGUCCCGAAGGGCAUCCAAAGUUGCCAUGGCUGCUGCAACGCCUCGGCACUGUCAGCAUCAUGCAGCUCAUUAAAGCGGGUUUAGAUGAGGCUCUUGGGUGCUGGAAGAGGGCCAUCGAAAUGAACAUUGGACCACCUGACAUACUGCUCACGACUGCAAUUAUACUCGGCGAUAACGCCUAUAUCAAUGGCAGGUAUGAUAUUGCCAUGGAAGGAUACAUCCAAGCACUGAAACUGCUCCCGCGCGCCGUAUCCAUCGAUUUGGACCUACAAGACCGGCGUCACGCCGUCGAGCAUGCUAAGGACCUAGCGACUAACGCGGCUGCCUGCUUCAUUCACCUUGAUCAAUUAUCGCUGGCGGUGGAGGCACUGGAGCACGGCCGAUCCAUCAUGUUCACCCAGAUGCUCAACCUGAGGAGCAGCUUCGACGAGCUCGAAUCUGCCUCUCCAGAGUUACACGCCAAGCUCCUGCAACUGUCGGCACAGCUGCGCGCCGUCAACAAUCCUCAGAACACCGACACUGCACCUCACGCCGCAGUGGAUUCAACCGAUACAGGAUCCCCGGCAAUGAGGCUAUCACGGCAAUGGGAUAUGUUGAUGACCGACAUCCGGCGUCUCCCCGGAUUCUCCAGCUUCAUGGAGCCGCCUUCUCUCGAGCAGAUCUUCCCCGAACCCAAGGACGGAUCGGUGAUCAUACUGAACUGCAGCUCUCACAGAUGCGACGCGUUGAUUAUCCCUGCGGGUGAGACGGUGGUCUAUGCGGUCCCGCUGAGAGCUAUCACAAAGGACAGAGCACUUGAACUCAGGCAGAACGUUUCGGGCUUGGCAGUUGGGCACAUGAUGAGAGGCAAGUCCCCACUCCGAUCUUUAGAGGAUGUCUUGGAUGAGCUAUGGAGGAAUGUUGUCGAGCCCGUGAUAACGGCCCUCCACUCUCUCGAGGUUCGUGGACAGCCAAAGUCGAACAGAGUCUGGUGGUGUCCUACAGGAGCGUUCACAGGUCUGCCGUUCCAUGCCGCUCUUCUCUAUGCAGGGGAUAAAAUGCCAAAUAUGCCCCAAUACAUAUCGUCGUAUAUACCGAGCCUUAGCUCCUUAUCUCCUGCUGAGCGGGCGGUUUUCCCGGACUUCAAGUUGCUCUCAGUGGCCAUCUCGCAAACGAAAGGCUACGAGCCCCUUCCCGAAACGCUCACCGAAGCGCGUUACAUCCACGAAAUUGUACCACCCGACCUCCAAGUCAGCCUCAUCAACGAGCAAGCGUCCACCGCCAGCAUCACCUCCGUUCUGCCCUCCUGCCCCUGGGCGCACUUCUCCUGCCACGGCGUCCAAGAACAUGCAGACCCGUUCAAGAGCGGACUGCUCGUGCCCGACGGCGCGCGCCUGCACCUCUCCGACUUGAUCAGCCUCUCCCUCCCUUCUGCGCAGUUCGUCUUCCUCUCCGCGUGCCAGACGGGCCUGGGCGACAUCCAGCUGCUCGACGAGUCGCUGCACCUCGCGGGCGGGUUCCUCUUCGCGGGGUUCCGCGGCGCGGUCGCGACGCUGUGGUCGAUGGACGACGCGGACGGGCCGGUCGUGACGAGGGAGGUGUAUGCGUAUCUGUUUCGCGGGGGGAGGCGCACGCCGGAUUUGAAGGAGGUGCCGCUGGCUUUGCACCGUGCCGUGGUGAUGCUCCGCGCGAGAGGCAUCCCGGCGCGGCGUUGGGUGCCGUUCAUUCAUAUGGGCAUUUGA